Messenger RNA from Alternaria alternata, 2313 nucleotides. RefSeq lists its product as hypothetical. The record is from RefSeq and is a predicted model, not a curated record. The coding region runs from base 1 to 2313 and encodes 770 amino acids. The transcript is spliced from 3 exons. NCBI's taxonomy places the organism in Eukaryota, Fungi, Ascomycota, Dothideomycetes, Pleosporales, Pleosporaceae.
AUGUCUGCACCCCACGACCAGAACCGUCAUCCCCGCCGCCGUCCUCUUAAGGGCUCCGCCUCCCCUCUCAGCACCCAUGGCAUGCAGCUCCGGAAGAGCGGUACUUUCUCGUCGCCAACCCACAUAUCGUCCGACAUCUGCGACGUCGACAAAUACUUCAUGCCCCGCCGCUCACCGACCAGCACUGAGCGACUAGAGGAGCUAGUCAACGACUCCAUCCAAGACCCUAGCGUGCGUCGCGUCACCAACCUGCUCAAGGACUUCGAGGCGAGGGUCGCUGGCCAUAAGAGCGCUGCUGCCGGCUCUGACCUUCUCAACGACCCGGAGGUUCUUCCUGUCCCGAGCUUUGUCCUCGACAGCACCUCAUUGGAUCACACCCCAAUGGACAUUGACCCAAAGCCUACUGCAGCUCAACGCAGCCCCCACGACCACGCUUCUGACAGCGGUCUGGGUUCGAGCAUCAGUGGAUCGAAAUACGACGAGAUUCGCACUCAGCGCUCCAGCGUUCGUGAAUCCAUCAGCACCUCAAUCAGCUCAACACACUCGGCUGUCACCAGGUCCUUUUCCGCACUCGGUUCUCCAGAGGAGGAUCACGUGCUUGGUGAGCACACGUGCAAGCAGAUCCACGACUUCAUUGUCAAGCCCAUCCUCGCCGAGGAGUCCCUCAAAGACUUUCACUCGCUUGUCAAGGACGUUCCCCGACGCAUAGGUGAGAAGAACAUCCGAAACCUCCGUGAUCUCGAGAAGACCCUCAUAUUCCUCGCACCGGUAAGUGGAACCACCCGUUGUCUUUCUCAAAGUGCAGUAGCUUAUUGCAUUUUUCGUGGUUUAAAGGAGCUGUCGGCUACCCCGGACUCGUACACUCGUUUUUGCGAACGAUCAAUCCAACUCUUGGCUACGACCGUCCAGUACAUCUCCGAACAAGACCAGCGACUACCAACCGACCGCCCUUAUACUGACGGCUACUUCCUCGAUUUGAUGGAACAGAUUAGACGAUACGCUUCAAUCAUGGCUGCUACAAGAGAAAAAGAAUCCAAGGGCGAGGACCUAGACGACAUGGAUUACUCACGCGAUGAGAAGAUCACCCUUCGUGGUGGCAUCAGCCACAACGGCCGUCCUGUCGAGCUAGUCCGUGAGAAGAACGGCAAAGUCAUGCCCAUCUCGGAAGAUGCCUCAAAAGCCUUCAGGAUCAAGCGCCGUCUCUCGGACGCCUCCGAGGACAGCAUGGACGAGGAUGAAGUCACCCGCUCCAUGGCGCGCCGCCGUAAGUCCGAGAAGCCAGGAGAUGUAAUGCACAUUUGCCGUGACUGCAAGAAGGAGUUCAAGCGACCAUGCGAUCUGACCAAGCACGAGAAGACCCACUCUCGCCCGUGGAAGUGCUCUGAGAAGAACUGCAAGUACUUCGAUCUUGGCUGGCCAACUGAGAAGGAACGUGACAGGCAUAUGAACGACAAGCACUCUGCUGCUCCUGCCCAGUACAAGUGUCUCUACCCACCAUGCUCGUACGCCUCAAAGCGUGAGUCCAACUGCAAGCAGCACAUGGAGAAGGCUCAUGGCUGGGAGUACGUUCGUUCCAAGAGCAACGGUCGCAAGAAGGGUCCUACUGGCAGCGAGAACAGCCCCACUACCCCUCUUACUCCUUUCAUUGGCACACCAAUGUCAGCGACCAUGACUACACCCAUCACACCGUUCAUCCCAUCGCCACAAGUGCCCAUGAUCGACAACUUUGACUUCUACGGCGUUAACACGCCAGCUUUGAGCCACCAGGGUUUUCAGGAUGACUUCCGCCGUGACUCGAUCACAACCGACGGCUCCCUCUUCACCUACUCAUCUGGACGUUCGCCCGUUGAGCCCACAUCCUUUGUUGAUGCUGUGACCCCAGAAGAUACUCACAUCAACCACAACGACAUCUACAACGCCUGUGACCUGAACGCAAAUUUCAACACGGGUUUCCAGCAGCCAACCCCAAUGAGCACGGCGUUUGACUACGCGCCAUUGCCAUUCACAACCAGCAGCACGAUGAAUGGGCUCCCACACCUAUCACCGUUGGCUCAGCCUGACGUUACUCUCUUCUCACCACACAUGGAUGAGGGUUUCAGUGGUGACAUGGACAUGACCAUGCAGGGCUUCAGUCGCCCCACUGAGGACUUCACGUUGUUCGAUACCGCGCCGCCUAGCCAGAUGGCGUUCAACAACACGUCCAAUUUCUUCCCCGAUUUCAACCAGCUUGGGGGGCAAUUCGACAACUUGUACGCCGAGCCCACCACUACGUUGGAUGAUUUGACCUUUAUGGGCUAUGGAAACCCGCAGUAA